CUGGUGCAGAGAAGUGCACAAGUUUUGACGUAUUAACUGAAUUAUUAUUAACUUAUUAACUCGCCUGCUAGAGAAGUGUAGCCUGCAGUUAGACGUGUUGUGGAGUGAGAAGUUCCUCCCACAGGAAACUCAGUGACUAGAGCAGCUCGAGUUUCACCAGAGAGGAGGUGACAAGAAACAAACAAGUCCACAACUGUCAAGCUGCCCUGUGCCAUGACGUCCUUUUUCCUCCUCCUGCUCUUCUUCCUCGUGGGGAUGUGUGAUGUUCAAGGGGCUUCAGAUUUUAGAAUCUGUGCCUUCAACCUCCAACACUUUGGAGAAUCCAAGUCCAAGAAGAGUGAUGUCAUGUAUACUAUUACCAGGAUCAUCUCCCGCUGUGACGUGUGUUUGCUUCAGGAAGUGAGAGACAGCAAAGAAAAAGCUUUACCACAACUGAUCAGCCAACUUAACAGGUAUGACAAACAACACCAGUAUGCUUCUGUGGCCAGUGAGAGACUGGGCAGAUCUGCCUCGUACCAGGAGCAGUAUGUGUUUGUUUACAGGACUGAUACAGUGACAGUCACUGGUCAGUAUCAGUACCCAGAUGACCGACCAGGUGAUGUUGAUGCCUUUUCACGAGAGCCUUUUGUUGUCCGCUUCCGAGCCCCAAAGACUGCCAUAAAGGAGUUUGUCCUCAUACCUCAGCACACCACUCCAACCAACACCACUAAAGAACUUGAUGCACUGUAUGAUGUUUUGCAAGAUGUGAAGAGGAUGUGGAGAACUGAGAAUGUGAUGCUUCUUGGGGACUUCAACGCUGACUGUGGUUACCUCGCUAAGAAGAACAGGAAGAAUGUGCGCCUGAUUACAGAGAAGAAUCUCGUUUGGCUCAUUCCAGAAAAGACCGACACCACUGUGCGAUCGAGCACCUCCUGCACCUACGACAGGAUCGUUGUGAAUGGGGAAACGUUUGCCAGAGCUGUUGUUCCUUCUUCCGCCGGCCCAUUCAAUUUCCAAAUGGAAUAUCGACUCACAGAGGAACAGGCGCUGGAGGUCAGUGACCAUUACCCCGUGCAGGUCCUGCUGAAGAACAAGGCCUUUAGUGAGAAAAUAUCAAAGUUCCUUUUCUUGUUUGUCCUCGGCCACCUUGCCUUCCAGAUGUUAACAACGUAGCAUAAUGAUAAACCCAUGUGGAUUUUUGCUAUCAUGGACAAUCUCAGGGAGGCUCACUUCACUAACCAAUGAGAAUUUUGUGAUUCUGCAAUGUGUGGAGUCCAAACUGCCAAAUAUCAAAAAACAA
Messenger RNA from Centropristis striata (black sea bass), 1279 nucleotides. It is a transcript of the gene dnase1l1, whose product is annotated as deoxyribonuclease I-like 1. Lineage: Eukaryota; Metazoa; Chordata; Actinopteri; Perciformes; Serranidae. The transcript has 9 exons. Gene Ontology annotation, cellular component: nucleus. The coding region runs from base 214 to 1152 and encodes 312 amino acids. Gene Ontology annotation, biological process: DNA catabolic process. Gene Ontology annotation, molecular function: DNA nuclease activity. The record is from RefSeq and is a predicted model, not a curated record.